GAGUCCCUCUCUGCGGUGUGUUGAUAACGGUACCUGGCGGGGCACGGAUGGGAACUGCGCGUGAUUUAUCUCCAGAUUUACAUUUAUUCCCACAAAACCGAAGUGAUACGUAGAUGAAUUGUGCACAUGUUAUCGAGUCCAGGUCAUUGUUGAGCUUUUUGACCACUAGAUUAUAGCCGCAAGUGGCCCCUCCGACACGGGAGCUAACGUUAGCCUUGUUAGCACGGGGGAGAACCGCAUUAACAACACCUCGAAGAAGAAGGUGGAGGAAAACAUGCUGUUUGUAACUGGGGUGUAGCCUGCGGACCUCCUGCGUGUGUCUGGUCUGAAUCCUCACUUGGGAGUGGUGCAGUCCGCCCAUCAGACCGGUUGAUGCUCCAUCCUCUGAAGCCUCUUCAGACCCAGCCUCCACACAGCAGAUGAGUCGUCUCUGGCGGCGAGACAUGGCCCUGACCGGCCAAUCGAGCCGUGGUCCUCCAGUGGGACCGGUUCCCGGGGCCCCCACCAUGGCCACCCUGGGGGGUCCCAUCUCCUCUCCGGUCCCUGAGACCCUCUUGGUGAUGCCCACCGACCCGAUCUUCCUCAUGACCUCCACGGCCCAGACCAUCUCCGGCGUAUUCGUGUGGACCGCCCUGCUACUCACCUGUCACCAGAUCUACAUGCACCUGCGGUACUACAGCUCGCCCAACGAGCAGCGCCACAUCGUGCGCAUCCUCUUCAUCGUACCGAUCUAUGCCUUCGACUCCUGGCUCAGCCUCCUCUUCUUCACCAACGAGGAGUACUACGUGUACUUCGACACGGUGCGCGACUGCUACGAGGCAUUCGUCAUCUACAACUUCCUCAGCCUGUGCUACGAGUACCUCGGCGGAGAGAGCGCCAUCAUGGCCGAGAUCCGCGGGAAACCCAUCGAGUCCAGCUGUGUAUACGGGACCUGCUGUCUGUGGGGGCGGACCUACUCCAUCGGCUUCCUGCGCUUCUGUAAACAGGCCACGCUGCAGUUCUGCGUGGUGAAGCCCCUGAUGGCCGUGAUCACCGUCGUCCUGCAGGCCUUCGGGAAGUACCGGGACGGGGACUUCAAUGUUGCCAGCGGUUACCUGUACAUCACCAUCGUGUACAACAUCUCGGUGAGCCUGUCGCUGUACGCCCUGUUCCUGUUCUACUUCGCGGCGCGCGACCUCCUGGUGCCGUACAACCCCAUGCUCAAGUUCUUCAUGGUCAAGUCGGUCAUCUUCCUCUCCUUCUGGCAGGGCAUGCUGCUGGCCAUCCUGGAGAAGUGCGGGGCCAUCCCUCAGAUCAGCUCGGCCGAGGUGUCGGUGGGCGAGGGAACGGUCGCCGCCGGUUACCAGAACUUCAUCAUCUGCAUCGAGAUGUUCUUCGCCUCGGUGGCGCUGCGCCACGCCUUCACCUACAAGGUGUACAUGGACAAGAGGCUGGACGCCUACGGUCGCUGCGCCCCCAUGAAGAGCAUCUCCAGCAGCCUGAAGGAGACCAUGAACCCGGGGGACAUGGUGCAGGACGCCAUCCACAACUUCUCCCCGGCCUACCAGCAGUACACGCAGCAGUCCACACUGGAGCAGCCGGGGGGGCCGUCCCUCUCCCGUAGCCAUAGCAACGUCAGCGCCCGGGCCGACAACGAGAAGACCCUGCUGCUGAGCUCCGACGACGAGUUCUGAGGCGAACGCACCAUAAAGGAAAACAAACAAACAAACACACACACAAAACCUGUAACACACGAAACACGUAAACACACACGUGCAUACACACAUAACACAUACAAAGCAUGGAUAUACAGAAGCAGUUUCACAAACACACACACACACACUCACAUGCUGGUUUUCCAAGUCAGCGACUUUUCCUUGCGUGAGAACAAGCCAAUCCGUCUCGGUUUGACCGGGAAGCUUUUGCGUGUUUUUGCCGAUGUUUUUAAGUAAAUUUCGGGGGACCGGUCCGAACAGUUCCCCGACAUAUUUUGGAACAGUUCCGACAUAUUCCAAACGGAUCAACCAUGUUUCACAAAAAGUUCUGUCAGAUUCCGAAGUCUUCGAGCAUAUUUCGGAAACCAAAAUUCUGACUGAAUUAGCGUCAUCAGGAGAGCAAUCAGUGAAUAAUAUACAUCUUGCUGUAAUUUACUUCAGGUCAACUUGAUGAGUUGCACGUUGCAUAGAAAGACACGUAUGCCAAGUUUAUUCAAACCCAGGCAAAUGCCAACAAUAACCGAUAUUCUACACUUCUAAUCAAACCGAUCCUGAUGUAUAAUAGAUACAUAGAUAUAUGAGGCGUUACGGCUUAUUUUAUGAAUGUUAGCUCAGCCCCUAGAGUCAGAGCCCCAUCAGGUACCAGUCAUCAGGCCGGUGGUGUAGUCUGAUCACAGCUGGGGUAUAAGUAGAUAGACAGACAAGCCUUCCAAUCAGUUCAUUCAGACCGAAUCAACUGAUUGGACAGGCCAGCAACAGAUAUCGGAUCUCGUACUUUUUUUGUCCGAGCAUUUGAUUUAUUGAUUGUCGGGAUGUAAACAUGAUUCAAACAAUAAUACAAAAAAUGCUUCUGAAAAUCUGAUUGCAUAUCCUAGCUUUAAAUAUUCUGGUAUUGCUACAAAUGGCCCAAAAAAACAGGUGGUUUUGGUCUUAACAGAACGUCUGCCUUAAGUCAAUGGUCAACAGAUAUAUGUGGGAAAUGCGGAAGACAUAUAUGGCAUUUAUUGACACUAAAUAUUGCUGUACUGUAUUUUAAUAUAUACAUAUUAAUUUUAAGUCUUAGUUCAUUCUUUUUUAAUGUUUUCUAUGACCUAAAUGGUAUGACUUGGGGAAAAAAAGAAGCCAGUUGGGAAACUGUAUAUUCCAGCGAUAGGGAGAGUCCUUCCACUGUUUGUGUGUAAUAUUAUGCUGUGUGUUUCUAUGGGCGAGUGGAGCAGGAGGUUGGUCUGUUUUCCCGCUCUUCGUCGUGGUGUGGGGCGGGGGAGGGGGGGGUAGGCAUUAAGCAGUUGUAUUUUAUGUUACUGAUUUCCCUUUUGUAUUCCUAUUGAUGUUGGCUUCUCAAGCUCCCCGGUUCCCCCCCCCCCGGUGCCUGGCUGAGGAUACCUAGCGACCCGGAGCCUGGGUUAAAGUAUCCUAGACCCCUAAGCCUGAGUCAGGGUUUAUAGGGACCCUAAGCCUGGGUCAGGGAACCUUGUGACCCUUAGGCCCAAUCCCAUUUCUACCCCUUACCCCUCCCCCUUGUUUUGAAGAGGUAAGGGGGAGGGGUAAGGGGAAGGCGUAAGGGGUAGAAAUGGGAUUGGGCCUUAAUGUCAAGUUACCUUAGACCACUCAGCAUGGGGACCGAGGACCAUUCUUUUAGGGGAUCCAGCACCAGCUACUCUGACUUUUAGUUUUCGCCUUCACGUUUUGUGUCAAAAAUGCAGAAUCGAUAACACAAUAGUCGGCCAAAUGACAAAGUGCUUUCAAUUUAAUUAGAGCAAAGCUUUCUCUUUGUGACUACUGAUGUUUGCCAGGGAUGGAGAAUCUACGUCAGCCAAUGAGGCUUGGCGACCUCUUCUGGCAGGCUGCUGAGCUACCUCUGUCAGCCAUUUUUAAAGUUCACCGCCAACUGUCGUGUGGUUAAUCUUAUAGUCGCUCCGAUUAAUGACGUUGUUUUUGUAAAUCACUUAUCGUUACAGCGAGACUAUCUGCUCUUGUGUGUUGUGUGUUGAGCACACACACACACACACACACGCUUUGAGCUUCGAUCCAUUGGUUGUUAUGUUUAAGACAGUGAAAUGAAUGCCUUAGUUGUGUUAAUUUCCUGGACUCAGCAUCCAUCUUAAGCUCAUUGAAGAAGCGAUGACAUGAGGCUUUUGAUACUGUGUAUUCAAAAAGGUAUAUUUUAAUUAAAAAGCUGAAUAUAUUAUACCAGAAAUAAGAUAUUGUAAAUACCUCUUAAUUUAACUCUGUUCAAAAUGUAUGAUGGUGAUUUUAGUGUUGGCUUAGUGCUUUUGUUGUCUUUCACAAUUCUUAAGUCUUUCUUUAAAUUUGUACAUUAGUAUAUCACUGUGUGUGAAAGCAAAUAAAAUAUAGGAAAGUUAUAACAAUUUUAUUUGUAUAAUUAAUUAAACAUGUGGAUGGUUUCCUUGUGUC
Gadus chalcogrammus (walleye pollock) is the source of this 4109-nucleotide messenger RNA. Its product is annotated as transmembrane protein 184B. Gene Ontology annotation, molecular function: transporter activity. NCBI's taxonomy places the organism in Eukaryota, Metazoa, Chordata, Actinopteri, Gadiformes, Gadidae. Gene Ontology annotation, biological process: transport. Bases 420 to 1673 code for a protein of 417 amino acids. The record is from RefSeq and is a predicted model, not a curated record. The transcript has 9 exons.